GCCAGCAGGAGAAGACGAGGAAGACAUUUGUACACGGAAGUCUUCCCUGGUCUUACCUCAAGUGUUGGGGAUUUUCUCGUUAAUCUGCGGUAAAUGUAUGAUUUGGUUUUCCUUUUCGCGGCGCCUCGGGCUGUGAUGGCAGACGAUGCCGCGCGGAGGGCGUGAGGAGCUGACAGAAGCGCCAAACCAGGGUUUAAACUCCGACAUAAACCCUCACCAUCGUCCCUGGAGCCUCUUUAAAGCUGUUUAAAUACAAUAAAAGGCAGCGACAUGGCGUCCCCCCGGCUGAAGUACGUGUCCCUGGGCGUGCUGGUGCUGCAGACCACCUCGCUGGUUCUCACCAUGCGCUGCUCCCGCACGCUGCCGGCCGACGGACCAAGAUACCUGGCCUCCUCCGCCGUGGUGGUGGCGGAGGUCAUGAAGAUCCUCGCCUGCGUCUUCCUGGUCUUCAAGGAGCACAGUUACAGCAUGCGAGCUCUGAACAGCAUCCUGCGGCAGGAAAUCAUUCACAAACCCAUUGAAACGCUGAAGCUGGCGAUCCCCUCGGGGAUUUACACGCUGCAGAACAACCUGCUGUACGUCGCCCUGUCCAACUUGGAUGCAGCCACCUACCAGGUGACGUACCAGCUGAAGAUCCUGACCACGGCUUUGUUCUCGGUGUCCAUGCUGGGACGCAAGCUGGGCAUCUACCAGUGGCUCUCUUUGCUGAUCCUCAUGGCUGGGGUGGCUCUUGUGCAGUGGCCCUCCGAGUCCGCCGGGACACCGCAGAAGGAGGCCCCCUCUGCCGGCUCCCAGUUCGUCGGGGUCACAGCAGUUCUGGUGGCGUGCUGCUCCAGCGGCUUCGCCGGCGUCUACUUUGAGAAGAUCCUGAAGGAGAGCAAGCAGAGCGUCUGGAUCCGUAACAUCCAGCUCGGAUUGUUUGGCCUGGUGUUUGGCCUCUUUGGGAUGCUGGCCUACGACGGGGAGAGGGUGAAGGAGUCGGGGAUGUUUCAGGGAUACAACUCAGUCACCUGGAUGGUCGUAGCCCUGCAGGCGCUGGGUGGUCUGGUCAUAGCAGCGGUCAUCAAAUACGCAGAUAACAUCCUCAAAGGAUUUGCAACAUCACUUUCUAUCAUUCUGUCGACUCUUAUAUCGUACUUCUGGCUGCAGGACUUUGAUCCCACAGGCGUGUUCUUCCUCGGGGCCGUUCUGGUCAUCAUGGCCACUUUCUUGUACGGCUACGAAAGCAAGCCACCUCCCAACCCCAGCAGGGCGUAGGCCGACUCUCCAGCUGCAGUAGGAAGUCAUGUUGAGGCUUCGAGGCGUGGAGGAAACAGACAAAAAAAGGAGGACUGAGAGACUAGGGAGAAAGAAGGGGAAAGGUCUUCACCCCAUGUUGCGACCACUAAGAGGAGGAGCAGCGGAGGAGGAAGAGGAGGCGAGCAGGCUGGAGGAAACAUGCAAGCACAAUGCUGUGGUGGCUCUCUCACCAAAAAAGUGCCUCAGUAAUGCAGGAUGAGAAAAGAAGACAUUAGUGUGUGUUUUUCUUGUUCUCUAUUAUUACCGCUGAAGAGAGAACCCUGGCUGUGACAGCUAGUGUGAUUCUACACCGGACCCAGUGAUUGUUCUCAUAACGGCCCACUUUGACUGCCAGACGCUGUAAUUAACAUGUCAACAACAUCUUUACAAUAAAUGAGAGGAAAAAGGGAAACGGGUUGAAGAUUUGACAUCUUCUUCAAAGCUAGUGAUUUAUUACUCUGCCUGCUCUUCUCAUCCCAUUUAUGAGCUCUGAAUCACAGUUUAGGGCCUGAGACGAGCCUUCCUGGGAAAUGUAUCUACUCCAGAUCUGCAGUCCGCAUGUCAGCGAGCUCCGAUGGGUAAAUGGCAUCAGUUCAGGACAUUCCACAUUAGUGCUGGGACUAGAGCCUGCUACAGAGUCAGUCGAACACAGUUUCAGAUGUUUUGCCUGGGAGGCACAACUCAGGGCUACAAAACAAAAAAGCAAAAAGAGAGGGGAAACAAAAGCUUUAUUCUGUGAUGGUUGCAGUCACCAUGACUUGUAUUGUUUCAAGAAAUAUUGGUUCUCUUGUUGAAAUUUUCUCAGCUACGGAAAUAGUUUUUGUUGCCAGGGAACAAAAAAAUCAUCUUCCCUGACAGCUACACUGACUGUCUCGGUGACAGGAUUGUUACACUGUGACUCUGAUCUGUCAGUCUGACCAAGGCAAAUAUUUAUCUGUUAUUGUGGGUGUUGGGAAUGAAACACUUAACAAGUGAGUGAGUCUGACAGGGCUGUCUGGUGAUGUAAUACUGGGGGAGAUUAUGCUGAUUUUUGAGCAGAAAAGUUACUUUUAUUUGUGUAAGAUAAUUUUCUGCAUUUUCAAACUAUGGUAUGUGUAUGGUAGCACCACUUAAAUUCUAAUCUGUAAAUCUUAAUUAACUUAUUCAGGUAGUGAUUAGCCUUAAGUUUACAUUACUUCUCAGAGACACUGAUGGUGUUACGCAUUCCUGCUUUUUCUCAUGACAUUGUAGGAAAAACAAUCAAGUACUGACAUCUGUGAAGGACUGAAUCAUCCUUAUGAUCUGAUCUGUUUAAUUUUUUUGAACUACAUUUGGGAUAAAGCGGGUUUAUUAACUUUAUUUUAAUUAUCAAUGUGUAAAUCUUUCAUGAAAGAAUGAAACAAUUACAUAUGCAAAAGUGUUACUUUGUGGCUCCUCUUUCAUCUUUUCUACGGUGCAACUCACAGACUGAAAUAUACUGUAGAGAAAGAAAAAGAAGUAUAAUAAAGCUAACUAAGUGUC
Messenger RNA from Cololabis saira (Pacific saury), 2778 nucleotides. RefSeq names its product solute carrier family 35 member A3a (gene slc35a3a). Gene Ontology annotation, cellular component: Golgi membrane. The transcript has 8 exons. The record is from RefSeq and is a predicted model, not a curated record. Lineage: Eukaryota; Metazoa; Chordata; Actinopteri; Beloniformes; Belonidae. Gene Ontology annotation, molecular function: UDP-galactose transmembrane transporter activity. The coding region runs from base 271 to 1257 and encodes 328 amino acids. Gene Ontology annotation, biological process: pyrimidine nucleotide-sugar transmembrane transport.